This is a messenger RNA of Trifolium pratense (red clover), 2214 nucleotides long. Its product is annotated as 70 kDa peptidyl-prolyl isomerase-like. Gene Ontology annotation, molecular function: peptidyl-prolyl cis-trans isomerase activity; protein binding. Gene Ontology annotation, biological process: protein peptidyl-prolyl isomerization. The record is from RefSeq and is a predicted model, not a curated record. The transcript is spliced from 12 exons. The coding region runs from base 313 to 2031 and encodes 572 amino acids. NCBI's taxonomy places the organism in Eukaryota, Viridiplantae, Streptophyta, Magnoliopsida, Fabales, Fabaceae. Gene Ontology annotation, cellular component: cytoplasm.
AAUAACGAACAAUCCCUUUACGGUUGGAUCUCCAGAUUUGAUUUGAACACAUAUUUCGCACCUUAUUUUUAUUUAUUUAUAAUUAUUAAAUUAUUAUUAUUAUUUGUAUAUACUUACUAACAAUAACAAUAAAACUGAAAUUAGAUGAUUCUGGAACUAUCAUGAGAUUCAUCGCACCUUUGAAUUUCAGAACUCUCUAGACACACAUUCACUCCUUUGCGUAAUGCAUUAUCAUUAUUAUUCAACAAUUGCAUAAAUCAACAAUUCGUAGCUCUCUAAGCAUUCUUUGAUUCGCGUCAAUUUUGUUCAUCGAUGGAGGAGGAUUUCGAUUUGCAGCCAACAGAGAAUGAAAUGGAAAUGCCUGAGGAAGAAGAAGAGAUGAUGAGUCCGAUCCACAAGGUUGGUGAAGAGAAGGAGAUUGGUAACAAUGGUUUGAAGAAGAAGCUUGUUAAGGAAGGUGAAGGAUGGGAAACUCCUGAUAUUGGAGAUCAGGUUGAAGUGCAUUAUACCGGAACUUUGCUUGAAGGAACCAAAUUUGAUUCCAGCCGCGAUAGGGCCACCACUUUCAAGUUUAAACUUGGUCAAGGGCAAGUGAUCAAAGGAUGGGAUGAAGGUAUCAAAACCAUGAAGAAGGGUGAAAAUGCUAUUUUCACAAUACCCCCAGAAUUGGCUUAUGGAGAGUCUGGGUCACCUCCCACUAUUCCACCAAAUGCAACUCUUCAGUUUGAUGUGGAGUUGCUGUCUUGGACUAGUGUCAAGGACAUUACCAAGGAUGGUGGGAUAUUGAAGAACAUUGUAACUAAAGGGGAGAAAUGGGACAAUCCUAAGGAUCUUGAUGAAGUAUUUGUUAAGUAUGAAGCUUGUCUUGAAGAUGGGACGAUUAUUUCAACAUCUGACGGGGUCGAGUUCACUGUUGAAGAGGGUUAUUUCUGUCCUGCUUUGGCUAAGGCUGUGAAAACAAUGAAGAAGGGAGAAAAAGUUCUCUUGAAUGUUAAGCCCGAAUAUGCAUUUGGUGAGAGUGGAAAACCUUCAUCAGGAGAUGAUGGUGCUGUACCGCCAAAUGCUUCGCUCCAAAUCGAUCUUGAGUUAGUCUCGUGGAAGACUGUAUCUGACAUUACUAAGGAUAGGAAGGUCCUUAAGAAGAUUUUGAAAGAAGGAGAGGGAUAUGAACGACCAAAUGAUGGAGCUGUGGUUCAAGUGAAACUUAUUGGGAAGCUGCAAGAUGAGACUGUCUUCCUUAAGAAGGGUCAUGACGAUGAUCAGCCAUUUGAGUUCAGAAUUGAUGAAGAGCAAGUAAUUGAUGGACUUGAUAGAGCUGUGAAGAACAUGAAGAAAGGGGAAAUUGCAUUGGUGAUCAUACAGCCUGAAUAUGCUUUUGGCCAAUCUGCCUCCCCUCAUGAAUUGGCUACUGUUCCUCCUAAUUCCACAGUUUACUAUGAAGUUGAGCUGAUUUCCUUUGUAAAGGAAAAGGAAUCAUGGGAUCUGAAUACAGAAGAGAAGAUAGAGGCAGCUGGAAAGAAAAAGGAAGAAGGGAAUGCAUUGUUCAAAGCUGGUAAACAUGAAAGAGCAUCAAAGAGAUAUGAGAAGGCCAUAAAGUAUAUCGAGUACGAUUCUGCCUUCGGUGAUAAGGAGAAACAGCAGGCCAAAGCAUUGAAAAUUACAUGCAAUCUUAACGACGCGGCCUGUAAGUUGAAACUCAAGGACUACAAACAGGCAGAAAAGUUGUGCACAAAGGUGUUAGAACUUGAUAGUAGGAAUGUAAAAGCACUAUACCGGAGGGCACAAGCAUAUAUUAAUCUUGUGGAUUUGGAUUUGGCUGAAAUGGAUAUCAAGAAAGCCCUUGAAAUUGAUCCAGAUAACAGGGAUGUGAAAAUUGAGUACAAAAUUUUGAAGGACAAAGUGAGAGAAUACAACAAGAAGGAUGCACAAUUCUAUGGUAACAUAUUUGCCAAAAUGAAUAAAGUAGAUCAAUCAAGAACUGCUGCAGCAAACCAGGAAUCAGUGCCGAUGGCUGUGGAUAGUAAAGCUUAAAUUAGGAGUUAACAAUGUUAUGUUUGUAUUGUAUCCAUGUUUGCAUAAUAGCACUUGCAAGUUAUUGCAAUUGCUAAGUGGUCUCUGUCUAGUCUUGGUUCUAUAAUGACUAUGGUCAUUGUCACCCCAAAAAUCCAUGUAGACUGAAAAUUAAUAAGAAAUGACGUAAUCAAGUUUUGGUAA